Molecule: messenger RNA, 3118 nt
Organism: Cydia splendana
Lineage: Eukaryota; Metazoa; Arthropoda; Insecta; Lepidoptera; Tortricidae
Product: transmembrane inner ear expressed protein
Exons: 4
Coding region: 521-1063 (180 amino acids)
Source: RefSeq, a predicted model, not a curated record
AAUAGGCUUAAUUUUUUAUGAUAAUAAUGAUAAUACAUUUAUUUAAAACUUUAAUCUUUUAUAAUUUAAUGUAUAUUCGAAGAAACGAGUAAUUAUUUAAAUCACAAUUUCGCAGAUAAUCUUUUCUUUCAUUUUGUAUCGAUGCUAUACACUUUAGCUCUAGCAACACUAAUUUCUAAUUCACCCUUAUAGUUAGCGGGAAAUUUGAAAUAGUUCAACGGGAAUCACGCCCUAACUCAAAUAAUAACGCGUUUAAUAUUUAAUAAAAACAAAUGCACAAGGGGCAGCGAGUAACAUUAAUGAACUGUUAUUUGAACAAACGUCACACGGAAUCUAUGUGUUGAGUCAAAACUAAUUUACGGGAGUGCCGGGGGUUGAUAGCGUAAUACAAGGUGUGGCAAACCACUCCUAGGAAUAGAGUCAAUUAGUUUUUAUUCCGAGUGAACCGUUUAGCGGACGCGUCGUAUUCACAAACGUUUAUAUUGUAUAUAUUUGUUGAUAAAGACAUAUUAUAAACACAAUGGAGAUUGGAGAGAAGAUCUUCGCGGGUAUGGAGGAACCGCAAUGGCUGGAGCAGAAAGUUAUGGGCGAACUGAAGCUCUGGCACAUUAUGUUUAUUUGUUUAGGCGUGGUGACAGUUAUGAUCGUGAUGGUGUGCUGCUGUUUCCGGUUCCGGAUUCCCCGCACGAAGCAGCAGAUAGAGGCGGACUACCAGCGGCGGAAGAUAACCGCCAAGUUCCGGCAUCAGCUCGAGACCAUACAGGACAACAACAUGGACGCCAUGUCGCUCACUGACGCGUUGGAGUUGCUUCACGAGAAGACGGAGAAAUCUAAACCUAUGGAUAAAUUGGAUAACAACGGGUCACAGCAGAGCUCGGUCGUUUCGCCGCAGCAAAGUUCGCUGGAUGCGGCGUUCCCCGAGGGGCAGCCGCAGAAGCCCGAGCCGCAGGUGGCGGGACUCAGCUUCGUGAAGUUCGCCACCAAGGUUAGCCACCUCGCCAAGCUGGGCGGGGGCGGCAAGACGCCGGCGGACCCGCCCGCGCCAAACAAGAUGGACUUUUAAAUUGACUUAUGUCGGUAGAAUAACGUGUUACACAACGAAGGCUGCAAAAUUAUCUGACACGAUCUUAUUUGUAGGGCAAUAAGAGCGUGUCACAUAUUUUUGCGGCCUUCGUUGUGAAAGUUAUUAUUUAAUGUGACUGUAGGUACCUGGUUCGUCCACAUAUGGCGUCGCUUGCGCACUGUAUAGUCCGACAAGAAAUUGUAGAAAAAUAUUGAGGGCGCCACUUCCUACGUAACUGUUACAUUCUUGACGUAAAAUGCUUAAACAUGGCAACAAUUUAGUAUGGAAUUUUUUAGUUCCAUAUUAUUUAAUUUCUACUAUUUCAUGUCGCACUAUACGCGUCUUACAAUAGAUUGAUGAAGCUGUAUAGGGCCGUACUAGAGGCAGUACGGCCCAGCCAGGAUGAAAAUCGUACUUCGACGAAUGAAAACAAAAAAUGUAUCGGGAUAACAGAUGCCACGCAAAAUCACGUGACCAUUUCCAUUAACCUUUUGGAUGCCAAUGACCGAUAUAUCCGCACCGCAGGUUCAACGCCAAAGACGGAUUAAUCGGUCACAGACCACAGAUCAACAUAGACCUACGUGCAUACAGGGUGUCCCAGAAAUCGACGUCAAGCCGUAAACGGAUGAUAGACCAAGCGGCUUAGCACGGUCGCGUUUUUAUCCCUUGUCACCAUGCCUGUCACGUUCUAACAAGUAUGUAAGUGCGAAAGGGACGCGCAUAGUGAUAGUCGAUAAAAAUGGAACCGUGCUGAGCCCGCAAGUCAUAACAGUUAUCAUAAAAAUACAAAAAAAAAUCCAACUCAUGUUCUUUAAAAAUUAUGGUCACUUUAAAAAUUCACUAAAAAAUGCACACCCUGUAAUGGUUCUUUAGCUCUUGUUAUUACAAAUUCCAUAAUUUAUUCUAAUUUUAUUAUUAUUAUGUAAUCUUGAAUAAUUACAGGGUGUGGAUUUUUUAGUCAAUUUUUAAUGUGACCAUAGUUUUUAAAGAACAAAAGUUGGAUUUUUUUUUGUAUUCUUAUGAUAACUGUUAUGACUUGGUCUAUUAUCCGUUUACGGCUUGACGUCGAUUUCUGGGACACCCUGUAUACAUAAAGAUCAAUUUCAGUUUUGACACUUCGGUGACGUGGCGUCCGAGUGACAGCGUUUGUGUUUGUCACGGCGUCGAAAAGGUUAAUUAUUUAAGUUUCUAUUGGCGUUUUCUAUCACCGAUGGUCAUCUUGGUCAUCCCCCCUCAUGUUUACCAGAUGUGGACACACCUUAUCUUAUAUUUCGAACUACCUAGUUACAUUACAUAUUAUGAACAUAGUUUUUGAAAAACAUUAUUUGGUUUAGAUAUAAACAUUAUCUCAUGCAAGUGUGAUAAAAUCAUUGUCGGAAACGACAUGGAGGAUGUAUAUAUUAUGUUCUAUUGACGUAUUAGUAAACAUUUAUUGUAGCAUACUGACAAGUUUGUUUACAAACACAGAAAGCAUACUGUAUUAAAUAUACAAUCCUAGUUAUAGAAUGUAGUGUUGCUACUCUUGAAGAAAAAACAAACAUACCUAGUUUUAUAUUUCGAUUGUUUUACCAUUUACCUCUAGUACUGAUCAAGGAUGUAUGAAAUUAGUAAUGUGAAUAAAUAUUCUCUAUUCUAAACGUAACGGGUCAUUCACUUGUAUAAUACAAAAAAAAUAUCUGUUUUAUUCCCGAAAGUUAAGGAUGAGCCUAAUUUCUGGAAGUGGCUUGUAUAGCAAAUCCGCACCCAGGUCGGAGUUUCAAUUUUAUAGGCAUUUGUUUCACAAAUAUACUUAACUUAUCGAGUACAGAAAAGACAUGUAGAACCUAAGUUUGUGUUUAAACAAAGGUAAUGAAUUUAUGAUAUAUUUUAUGAAGACAUGUGUAGUAAAUAUUAUUUUGAACCUGUUUAUAAUUAUAUUAUAAUAAAUAAAAUAAGUUAAGUCAUUUGGAAUAUAAAUGUACUGUAUGUUAAUCUUUUACCUAUAUCGCAACCAUAUGAUAGAUAGGUAGUGCACCUGAAAACGGUAGAAAUGAGAACAAUAAAUAAUUGCAGUAA